CACCAGAGAAGAAGAAGAACUUCCGUGUUGUUAGCUUAGCCUGCUCGUGCUAACCACGAACGACACUACUGAUUUCCAACGAGUUACAGUUAAAAAAAAUAAACCCUACAGCUUUGCACCACAUUUAUCUAAAAUGUGAAUAUGUUACGAUGGACUCCCCGACGUUAGUUUCGGACGGCGAAUGCGUGCGAACAAACGGGCGACAUCGCACGGCCGCAUAAGCCCCGGGACACUGCUGCGGCUCCUGGCUGCGCGGUCCUUGGUGUGUUCAACGUCCCUGUCGUCGCCUCGAUGGGGAAAAGAAAAGACAUGAUUCACCCCAGGUUCCUCGGUGACGGCAGCUGCUCCGGCCUGCACAGCGUUCACAAGCGGAAACACAAGAAGCACAAGAAGCACAAGAGGAAGCACCACAGCUUCGCCGAGGCCCCGGAGCCCGAGCCCGUCGCCCUUCCCCGGCCUCCCCCUCCUCCGCAGCUCCGACUCAAAAUCAAACUGGGCGGACAGACGCUGGGGACCAAGAGUGUUCCCACCUUCACCGUGCAUCCCGGCGUGGCCUGUCCUCCCUCGCCACUGAUGAUCAUCAACAAUGAUGUUGACGACGAUGAUGACGACGACGAUGACGACGAGGACGACGAAGAGCCUUCUGUUCCCCUGGAGCAAUAUCGGGCCUGGCUGGGUGAGCUACAAGUUACAGCCGAUGAAGACAGUAACUUGGCCACAUCCCCUCUGCCAGACAUGGACUCGGACUCCAUGCUGUGUCCGCCCGCGGACGAGGAGGAGCGGUGGCUUGAUGCCCUGGAGAAAGGCGAGCUGGACGACAACGGAGAGCUGAAGAAGGAGAUCGACGAGUCUCUGCUCACCGCCCGACAGAAAGCCCUGCUGCACAAGCAGCAGAGCCAGCCUCUCCUGGAGCUCCCGAUGGGCUACAAGGAGAAGGAGAUGACCGUGGAGAUGAUGCAGAAGCGGGAGGAGCGAGCCCACAAGAGGCGCCUGCAGGCCGCCAAGAAAGCCGAGGAAAACAAGAACCAGACGAUCGAGAGGCUGACGAAGACUAGCAAGGCCAAGAUCAAGAGCAUGCGGGAGAGGAAGUCCAGGCUGAGCCAGUGCCUCAUGGUGCGGUACAGCGACUCCGUCCGGGGCAUGGCCAUCUCCUUCCCCGCGGGGGUCCCCGCUCCGGCCCCGGCAGCGCCGCCCCGUCCUCCGGCGGCGCCAUCCAGCUGCGGCGUCGGCGGCUGCACCAACCGAAAGAUAUACUCCUGCUCCAAGACCGGCGUUCCUCUCUGCAGCCUCGAGUGCUACAAGACGAACCUGCUGCUCGUUCAGAGCGCAGCCUGAACUCUUACCGGGGACGAGGAUCUCUCUGCUCAUACUUUACUGGGAUGUGAUGAAUGAAUACAAACACUCAAAUCUUUUCAGGACUCAGAAUCCAUGUGUAAUAUGGAUUUACGUUGUUUUUUUUUAUCUGCUUCCUUUUUUUUCUGUUUCUAGAUGUGCUCUAAUAAUUAUCUCAUUCCCUGCGGUCAUGCAGGUUACACAAGUCAAUUAUGGUAUCAAAAAUCUGUACAGUUGAAACAUUCAAUAUUUAUGCUUUCCAUAUUUUUUUAAGAAAGCUUGAGAAGGUAGUGUUGUUUCUUUUGACAAUGAUUCUGACAAAGAUAAGUGUGAGGCUUAUUUAGUUUUUUUAAUCUCAUGUUCAUUCUUGGUAACAAAAUUAGUCAUUUUCCGUACAAAACUAUACAAACAUAGUUAAAUUAAUAAACGAUUCCUCCCCAA
Molecule: messenger RNA, 1773 nt
Organism: Scophthalmus maximus (turbot)
Lineage: Eukaryota; Metazoa; Chordata; Actinopteri; Pleuronectiformes; Scophthalmidae
Gene: ino80b
Product: INO80 complex subunit B
Exons: 6
Coding region: 292-1335 (347 amino acids)
Biological process (GO): chromatin remodeling
Cellular component (GO): Ino80 complex
Source: RefSeq, a predicted model, not a curated record